This is a messenger RNA of Spodoptera litura, 1268 nucleotides long. It is a transcript of the gene CSP9, whose product is annotated as chemosensory protein 9. The record is from RefSeq and is a predicted model, not a curated record. Lineage: Eukaryota; Metazoa; Arthropoda; Insecta; Lepidoptera; Noctuidae.
UUUAACUAGAAAUAAUAGAUUAAAAAUGCGUGCAGUGUUGUUACUUUGUGCUCUAGUGCAUUUAGUGGUGGGACAAGAUGUUAAUGACAUGGUAAACAUGCCUAAAUACGAUCAGAGAUACGAUUAUUUGGACGUCGAUGCAAUUUUCACGAACAAGAGACUCGUUAGGAACUAUGUGGAUUGUUUGAUUAAUGCUGUUCGGUGCACGCCUGAAGGAAAAGCGCUGAAACGAAUACUCCCAGAAGCGUUGAGGACGAAAUGUGUCCGCUGCACAGAGCGACAGAAGAGAACAGCAGUGAAGGUGAUCAAACGGCUGAAGAACGAGUAUCCUGACGAAUGGUCCAAGCUUGCUUCCCGGUGGGACCCCACUGGGGACUUCACCAGAUACUUCGAAGAAUUCCUCGCUAAAGAACAUUAUAACACCAUCCCAGGAUCAGGCAGUGCACUCCCCACGUCAUCGCCGUUAGCACCACCACGUGUACCACAAUCACCACCAGCUACCAACCCGACUCCAGGCCCCACGGAGCCUACCCCACCGAGGCCUAUUGUACUGAACAGGUUUGGUGACGACGGCGAGCUGAUGAUGGGCAGUCCGUCGUCAGCGGGUAUUACUCCGAGACCGAUGACUCAGGCCACUACGAGACCCAGCACUACCACGAGGCCGCCUAGUACUAGGCCUGUACCACCCAGACCGACAAUGAUGACAUGGGCUGGUGCAGCGUCCAACACGCAGGCGACGCGUUUCCCAUUGCGGCCUGUAUCAGAAAUAUCACCACCAUACUCCACGGCCAUUACCCUCAUCGACCAGAUCGGAUACAAAAUAAUAAAGACAACAGAACUUGUCACCGAUUUACUCAGGAACACCGUUAGAGCUGUCGUUGGUCGGUAGAUAUCUUUAAAAAAAAAUUGCUCAAUAAUAACAUGUCAAGUAGGUAUAAAAGGCCUUAUUUCCAGUUAAAAAAAGUUUUGACGUAAAUCCAGUGUAGAAGUCGGCCAUACUGAAUUGUCUAUAGCCGGUUUUCCCUCCAUUUUAAUUUCGUGAAAAAACCACCGACCUUUGGUCACGUUUGGCAAUUAAAAUAGUUUACUUUAUUACUUUAACAGCAUAUUACUGUGAGAUUAUAAUAAAUAAGAAAUAAUUCUACAUAAGUUUAUUGUAUGUAGGAAAUUACGAAUUAAUUAAGGCGUAGGCCUAUUGUAAUUUGUCAUUAAUUUUAAGUAUUAAAUUAUUAUAAUUUAGGUCGAUAUUACAAUUAAGUAAGCUAAUU